Molecule: messenger RNA, 1620 nt
Organism: Cladocopium goreaui
Lineage: Eukaryota; Dinophyceae; Suessiales; Symbiodiniaceae
Source: the annotation of a GenBank genome assembly
AUGCUGAAAAGAAAACGUCCUGGAUACUAUUCUGGAUGUUGCUCCCGAUCCAAGUGGCCUUUGUCUAGAGAGAAGUUCAAGUGGGACAAGUUUAGCGAAUUACUUCCCAACCAAGCUAGCAAGAGAGAUGAAGUCCCUUCAUGGCUGAAAACCAGAUUGUGUGAAGUGGGGAAAUUCAAGGGACCAAAAAAGGAGACCAUUCUCGAUGAGCUUCUCCAAAUAGCAGAUGCCAUUCUCAUGGAUGAGGUCUCGAGGGGCUUGGAAAUGUGCAGAGAAUCAGUUUCCCAACUGCUGAUUAGCCUUAUUGACCUACACAACCAAGAAGCCGAAGCAUUCAACAAAAAAGCACAGAAAGAACACAUGGAGAAAGCGUGUGAGCUGGAACAGAGUGGGGAACUGGACGAAAAAGAACUCGAAGCCUUUUUGAAGGAACAGCCUCAACAAAUCAGCCUGAUUUCCAAAGAGUGGACAGCCAAGAAACUUGAACAUAUCGUGUACCGUCUUUACGAGCCCAGACGCAAAACCUUGUUCAAGAAGGGCGAUAGCGGUCCCAAGUCUGAUGCGCUCUGGUCUUCCCAACGGAAAAAGAUUGCAAACAGCUUGCUGUCAGAUCUUUUUGGGGCUGAUUUGAAAUCAUCCGUUUUUCAACAAAUGCGAGUGAACUGGGCCAGGGAAAACAAUGUGAUCCUUGUUGGGGCAGAUCUUGCAGGGGAGUGCAAUGUGCCGGCUGGGUUUGGAGCAGUGAUGCAGCCAAACGAUCAGUUCCAUCAGUUCUUCCACUUGUUGAGAUCUGCUUAUUUGCGCGUUGCAUGUGGAGUUCCUACAAACCCGCUGCACUCAGAGCUAGCUGGCAAGGAGCUCGGGCCGCAGAACGUACCUACCAUAUCAUGCCCCAUACGAACAUCUUUAGCUGCUGAUGCCUUCGCGCUCAACAAGCUACGUGAAUAUCGAAAAGGAUCCAUUGUGCAAUGGGCAUGGAUUACAACAGGUCACGUGUCGGAAGAGGAAGUAGCAGAAUGGAAAUUCGACAAAGACCUUGACGCCUUUCAGGAAGCCAUGGCUGCUUGCAGAGGGGGGAUCAAGGAACUUUUGCACAUGACAGAGGUCCCACCUGUGAACCAUGAGGAGUACAAACAUGCUUGGCAAGGAGCUGCUGGCAUCCUGAAAGGUGAACAAUUUCAUGCGUGGUUUGCUGUUCGACAAGACACUGGCCAUGGGGACGGCACGACCAUCCAGCUACCCCACUUUGUGAACACCCCCCUAGAGGUACUGAUCAGCCAUUGGCUCGCGACGAAGGAGGCAUGGGACAAACGGGUUGCAACCAGAGCACUGGAGGGCAAAUUGCUUACGCCCAAAGCCAAGGAGAAGUUUGAUGCAUUUUCCUCGGAGCCAACUCGAGUUCUUGUGGUAGACUUGCAGGAGCAGAAGGCGAUUGCUCCCUCCAAAGUAGCUAUCAAACAUUCUACCAACAGGUACGUGGUGAUGACAAUUACCAUGUCCCAGCAGGCUGAACAGCUACGUGUCCGGUUUGGCAGUGGUGCGAUGCACAAGUUGAUUGUGCGUGAGUAUCUUGGAAAAAUUGUUUAUGUAGCACAGAUUCAGGAAGGUAGACCUCUAUGA